AGUCCUGUGGGGUGAAAAGGGUGAGUGAAAGGCGAGAGGGGAAGUCCAGAACCACCCCUCGCCGCCCUCCAACCCUGGCACUUGGCCCCCUCCCUCUCCCGCCUUUCCUUCCUCCCUCCUUCCCUCCCAUCGCCGUGUCAGAGCUGCAGCACCUGGCCAGAUUCCAUCGCGCCAGUUGUUUCUACCGCCUGCGGGUGGACAGACCUGGGGGGAACACGGAGAUCGGGGGUCAUCAGGAGGGGCAUCCCCAGCUCCUGGGCAGGCGGGGCAACUCCCCGCCCUCCGCUUUCAGAUCCAGUCCCUCCCUCUACGCAGCCGGGGAGGGCCAGGAAAAGGGGUCCUUGGAACCAGCCCUCUCCCCAAAAUACCCGCAGUCUCCCCAGACUCACGGCGGAUGGAGCUGCGGAAAGUUCCCUCCUCUUCAUCGGGUUCCCCAGUCCUGGGAAGACAGAGGCAGAGGGAUUUCGGGAUGGAAAGGGGGACAGGCUGCCCUUCUAGGAACCCCCAGUACAAGCCUCCUUUCCCAGACUGGUGUAACGAGGCCCAGAUAUGGACGAAGAACAGGCUCGGGGUCCGCCAGAAAUAAGAAGCACCCAGGAGCAGCUUAAGUGCUUGGCAGGGGGCUUCCAAGCCGGUUAACAGGACUUUGUUUAUCAUACCUGAGAGUCAGCAGAGGAAACCAACAGCUGAAGGGCAUGGCUCAAACCACAAGCUGCUGGGGUCUGCUCCUCUAGGACCUGGAUCCGGAGCCCACCCCCAAGCCUGCUGACCACUGAGGGAUGCCCACCUUGUGCUGAACCCCAAAAGGAUGAGUCACCUGAGUCCUCUCCACAACUGGGAAGUGGGUGCCACGAUUGUCCCCAUUUUACAGAUGGGAAAACUGAGGCCACACAGGACUGGGCCUGCAACCCAGAUCUGCAUGACCUCCAAGCUGUUAAGCCCCCUUAGCCUCCAACGAGGCUUCUGGGUGUGGGCGUCAGAGUCGAGAGAGCCUGCAUGCAUUCCGCAAUUACAGGGUGAGUCUCGGCCUCAGGUGAUGAGGUGGUACAGCCUAGGGGUUAGGUUUAGAGCUGAACAGAGCCAGGAAACUAAUCACAUAACUGCCCUGUGCCUUAGUUUCCCCAUCUGUAAAGCAAGGAUAGCAGUACUGCCCAUCUCACAGGGUGGCUGUGAAGGCUGAGUGAGUAUAAACAUUACUACUAUUUCAUGUUAGCUAACAAGUGUCACUUACUUAUUUUUCUUAUUUAGUGGACAGAAUCUAUCCAAAUGACUGAAAGCUUAGUCCAGAUUAAAACAACCAAUUAUCCAUCUAUCCAUGAACUCUCAUCUCCAAAGAAAGAAUGUAAAAUAACCUGGAGCAGCCCUGGGGCUGGAUGCCUGGGUUUGAAUCCUGGCUGUGCCCUCAGCUGGGUAACGUGGAGUUCAGGUUCCCUGACCUGUCUCCACUUCCUCCAGCUGUAAAGUGGUGGUGAUAACAGCACCAACUUCAGAGGGCUUUGGCAAGAUCAGAAUGAGUUAAUAGAUGAGCUUUUAGGACAAGGCCAGGCUCAGAGUAGACGCUGAAGAAGGGGUGGCGUCAUCAUCGUCAUCAUCAUCACCUUCUUCACCAUCAUCAUCAUCGUCAUCGUCAUCAUCUUCUUCACCAUCAUCAUCAUUAUGUCCUUGAGUUGGUGCCACCCCCCAGUGGGUGUUGGGCACUCGAGGGUUAAUUUCAGAGUGGGGGAGGGAGGCUGUGGGCUUGGGGCAGGGCAGAGGUCCUGCCGAGUGUGACCACCAGAGGGAGCAGCUGGACCUGAACUGGCCCCACUGACAGCGCCCAAUGCACCCUCCUGGAGCCAGGGGAGGGGGCUGGCGGAGAGUGGCCAGGAAGGGAUGUCCCCAGCCCCCAGGGGCCUCUCCUCCCACCCUGCUCCAGUCUGCAGAGCCAUCCGGUCCCCACCCUGGUGACAUCGUCCUCCUGCUCCCUCAAUAGGGUUGAGUGGGGAAUCUGGGGAGGGGGCUGGUGUGAGUGGUGGGACGGCUCCAGCCCUUGGUGGCCCCUCCCCCUCCUGUGGGGCUGCCCAGUCCCUUCCCCAAGGCCGACCUUCUCAUGGCCUCUGACCCCCUCCUCCUUCCCACUCUACUCUGCCGGGUGCAUCGGGUGUCCAGUGAACCCCUUUCCCAAACCUUCAGGGAGAAGGGACGUGGGAGGAGGCAAAGAAACUACAGGCAGGGAGCUGGAAGGGGGGGAAGGAGACAAGAAAUCAAGACACCAGGCAGCGGGACGCACACACUCACAUACGCUCACACACAUAGAGGCCAACAGACAGACAGCUACCUAAAGCCUGAAAGACUGACAGCAACACAGAAAAAGAGAAACACACAGAAAGAGAGACAAAGACAGAAAUAGAAACAGACUAACACGCAGAGUCAGAAAUACAGAGACAGAAAGACAGGGAGAAAGAGAAACAGAAAAUUAGACACCAAAGAGAUACGAACAGGGAGGAAGGCCGACUGAAGGAAAGACGGAGAAGAGGAGAGAGAAGCCAGGGCCAAGCGUGCCAGCAGGCGGAUGGAGGGCGGCCUGGUGGAGGAGGAGACAUAGUGGCCCAGGCUGAGCUGGGUGGGCCGGGAGAAGCGGGUGCCUCAGCGCGGGGCUGGGGGCAUGGGAGGGGCAGGCGUUCUGCUGCUGCUGCUGGCCGGGGCGGGGGUGGUGGUGGCCUGGAGGCCCCCAAAGGGAAAGUGUCCCUUGCGCUGUUCCUGCUCCAAAGACAGCGCCCUGUGUGAGGGAUCCCCGGACCUGCCUGUCAGCUUCUCUCCAAACCUGCUGUCACUCUCAUUCGUCAGGACUGGAGUCACCCAGCUGAAAGCCGGCAGCUUCCUGAGAAUUCCGUCUCUGCACCUGCUCCUCUUCACCUCCAACUCUUUCUCCGUGAUUGAGGACGAUGCGUUUGCGGGCCUGUCCCACCUGCAGUACCUCUUCAUCGAGGACAAUGAGAUUGGCUCCAUCUCUAAGAAUGCCCUCAGAGGACUUCGCUCGCUUACACACCUAAGCCUGGCCAAUAACCAUCUGGAGGCCCUCCCCAGAUUCCUGUUCCGAGGCCUGGAGACCCUUACUCACGUGGACCUCCGUGGGAACCCGUUCCAGUGUGACUGCCGCGUCCUCUGGCUCCUGCAGUGGAUGCCCACCGUGAACGCCAGCGUGGGGACCGGCGCCUGUGCGGGCCCCGCCGCCCUGAGCCAUAUGCAGCUCCGCCACCUCGACCCCGAGACCUUCAAGUGCAGAGCCAUAGAGCUGUCCUGGUUCCAGACGGUGGGGGAGUCGGCCCUGAGUGUAGAGCCCUUCUCCUACCAAGACGAGCCUCACAUUGUGCUGGCACAGCCCUUCGCCGGCCGCUGCCUGAUCCUCUCCUGGGACUACAGCCUGCAGCGCUUUCGGCCCGAGGAAGAGCUGCCCGCGCCCUCCGUGGUGUCCUGCAAGCCACUGGUGCUGGGCCCGAGCCUCUUCGUGCUGGCUGCCCGCCUGUGGGGGGGCUCACAAAUGUGGGCCCGGCCCAGUCCCGGUCUGCGCCUGGCCCCAACGCAGACCCUGGCCCCGCGGCGGCUGCUGCGGCCCAAUGACGCCGAGCUCCUGUGGCUGGAAGGGCAGCCCUGCUUCGUGGUGGCCGAUGCCUCCAAGGCAGGCAGCACCACGCUGCUGUGCCGCGACGGGCCCGGCUUUUACCCGCACCAGAGUCUGCACGCCUGGCACAGGGACACGGACGCUGAGGCCCUGGAACUGGACGGCCGGCCCCAUCUGCUGCUGGCCUCGGCUUCCCAGCGGCCCGUGCUCUUCCACUGGACCGGUGGCCGCUUCGAGAGACGCACAGACAUCCCUGAGGCCGAGGAUGUCUAUGCCACACGCCACUUUCAGGCUGGUGGGGACGUGUUCCUGUGCCUCACACGCUACAUUGGGGACUCCAUGGUCAUGCGCUGGGACGGCUCCAUGUUUCGUCUGCUGCAGCAACUUCCCUCGCGCGGUGCCCACGUCUUCCAGCCACUGCUCAUCGCCAGGGACCAGCUGGCCAUCCUGGGCAGCGACUUUGCCUUCAGUCAGGUCCUCCGUCUUGAGCCUGACAAGGGGCUCCUGGAGCCGCUGCAGGAGCUGGGGCCCCCGGCCCUGGUGGCCCCCCGUGCCUUCGCCCACAUCACUAUGGCUGGCAGACGCUUCCUCUUUGCUGCUUGCUUUAAGGGCCCCACACAGAUCUACCAGCAUCACGAGAUUGACCUCAGUGCCUGACACCACCAACGGAACUCUGGGCAUGGCUGGGGCCCCGGGAUGGCCCCUUGUCUGGCUCCUGGCCCCACUUGGGGUGAUGGCCGCCUGUGAGCUGCUGACCAUGGGCCACGUUCAUCAGCCAUACGUCUAGGCCUUAAGCCCACUUCUUAAAGGAUCUGCACCCAUGGGGUGACAUAGAGGGUCCCAGCCUAUUGGACCUCCCGAGCUGCCCUUCAGGUCUAAAGCAACAUCUGGACAUCUCAGCUGGGACAGAUUCCCCAUCAAAGGCAACCUGGAGGUGCAGGCUGGUACACUGCAUGGAGUCGAGGUGGAGAUCACCUGCAGAGCUCCAUGAGGUCCGGAAGUCCCCUCUCAACCCGCUCCCACCCCCGCUGGUCCCUCUGAAAGCACUGAGGGGUCGACGGCAUUCCUUUCCCAUUCUAAACUCCAUGCAGCCAAUCGCUUUCCUGGAAAAGCACCAACCUCAAAGCCAGCUCAGCGCUGGGCGGGUUCCCCCUUUGCUGCUUGUGCGCAUGCGUGCGGCCGCCAGGCGCGCUGUGCCUCUUGCGCGUGCGCGGGGCACAGGGCGGGACAGCGGGAGGUGUCGCGGGGAGCCCGGUGCCCUCCUGGAUGGGCUACGGAGGCAAGGACAAGAAGAGUCCGAGCUCAAUAAAUGCGCUGUGCACCCUGCC
Messenger RNA from Chlorocebus sabaeus (green monkey), 4929 nucleotides. RefSeq names its product leucine rich repeat LGI family member 4 (gene LGI4). Gene Ontology annotation, biological process: neuron maturation; myelination in peripheral nervous system. The record is from RefSeq and is a predicted model, not a curated record. Gene Ontology annotation, molecular function: protein binding. Lineage: Eukaryota; Metazoa; Chordata; Mammalia; Primates; Cercopithecidae.